Molecule: messenger RNA, 1906 nt
Organism: Heterobasidion irregulare TC 32-1
Lineage: Eukaryota; Fungi; Basidiomycota; Agaricomycetes; Russulales; Bondarzewiaceae
Exons: 3
Coding region: 1-1644 (547 amino acids)
Biological process (GO): ubiquitin-dependent protein catabolic process; metal ion transport; positive regulation of protein ubiquitination
Cellular component (GO): endoplasmic reticulum; Golgi apparatus; perinuclear region of cytoplasm
Source: RefSeq, a predicted model, not a curated record
AUGUCUGCACGCUAUGCGCCGCUGCCCUCCUCCCACACAGAUCCCCUCUCCAAUGCAGAGAUGGACGCCGCCUUUGACGACGACGACGACGACGACGACGACGACCAUGAGCCCACCGCACACGCCGAGACACGGCCCCUCCACCCCCUAAGUCGCUCGCGCUCGCGCUCCUCCUCCCCCCCGCCUGCGCGCCAUCACUCACUCGCCCACGCACACACCCCGAGCACCCCCGCCGCGUACGACUUUGAGAACUUCGACUACGCGAGCUAUCCCCCGCCCGGCUCCCCCCCGCCCCCGUCCUCCUCCGCCCUCCCCAACGACUACGGCAACUCCAAUGGCCUCGUCCCCUCCACCUCCUCCGCCCACCCGGCCGACCUCGCAGCCGCCUAUGCACCCCGCAGGAGCUGGCUUCUCCGCACCGCAGCCAACGUCCUCCCCGCCCCCUACGUCCGCCGCUGGGGCCUCGACUACGAGCAGCCCGCAGCAGGCCGCGUCGUCGGCGGCGGCGUGCACAACGACGGCGUCUUUGCCAACGUCACCGCAAAGCCCUCCCGUCCGAUGCAGAUUCGCGAAGGCGACGAGAUCUUCCUCGUGCCCGAAGAGGCCCAGAAGGACGUGCCCCCGUCCUACGCCUCCGCCCAGGCCGACAGCGUCCCGCCCUACUGGGAGACCACCGUACACGCCCCGUCCUCCCCCGGCGCCUUUGGCGAGAUGAUCAUCGACGCCCUCCCCACCGGCUCCCUCUUCUCUUUCCUCUGGAACAUGCUCGUCAGCAUCUCCUUCCAGUUCGUCGGCUUCCUCCUCACCUACCUCCUCCACACCACCCACGCCGCCCGCUUCGGCUCCCGCGCCGGCCUCGGCGUCACCCUCAUCCAGUAUGGCUUUGCGCUCAGGAGCCGCGCCGAGGACGCCGCAGAGGCCGACGCUACCUGGGGCUGGCGCAUGGGCGGCAACGGUCAGAUGCAGCAGCCCCCAGCCACCGGCGCGCCCGACCCGAGCCCGACCUUCGACACCGCCGCCCAGGCAGAGGACUACUACCGCAACCUCAACAUGUCCCUCCCGGACCCCGCCACCGCGAUCCCGCCCGCGACGAUGGACGAGAUCAACCUCGUCAACGACGCCACGACCGACUGGCUCUCGUUCUUCCUCAUGACCAUCGGCUGGUUCAUCCUGCUCACGUCGAUCCUCGGCUUCUGGCGCGUCAAGCGCUGGGAAAGCAACAUCCUCGCCUCGCAGCACGACGCCGCCUCCGCCGCGCCCGCCUCUGCCCCGGGCGACGCGCGCUCGCGCUACCGCGCUCUCGCCGCGAGCCUCCAGCACGCGUUCGGGAUGCCACGCACGGGCAUGGGCGGGCUGCUCCGCGGGGGGCUCUUCCCGCGCCACCUCGGUGACGGGCUAAGCGACGACGACGAGGGCGCCGGCGCCGGCGGUGGGGGCGGGCGCGAUCGCGAGGGCGAGGGCGACGAUGACGACGACGCGUAUGCGUCGCGCACGGCGGAGGAGGGCCGCGCGGCGGAUCUGCGCGCGCGGGCGGAGCUGCUGGCGCGCUUUGCGCACGAUCCGGCGCGCCAGCGGGAGCUGGAGCAGUCGUUUAGGGAGGAGGACCAGCUGAUGGAGAACAUGCGCGCGGCGGGGAUGCUGUGACGUUGAUGGCCUCGUAGAAGCGUCUUGUCUUUUGUUUUUGGAGUGGCGCGCCCGUUUAGACAUACCAGGGCCGGUGAUGGUAGGUGCACGAUGGACGAUUGACUCGUUUUCUCCACACUGUCUCUCUCUGUCUCUUUUUUCUCUGCUUCUGUUUACUGCCUCUCGUGCUCGAUGAUUGCUCGCCUGCCACUCGUUUUGCUCGGUAUAGUUUCUUUUUCUGUACCAUCUCUUUUAUGCUCGCAGCGCAAUAUUUAUCUAACCA